AUUCAAACACUUUUUUAAAUCAACAAAGAGUUAAAGUUUAUGUCCUUGUCCUUGAAGUGCAUCUAGAAAUUUGGUUCUUAUCCUUUACCAAGGAAGAUCGGAGUUUUAGGCUAUGGUGCAAUUGGGAGUGCUUUUGUCGAAGUUCUUUUGAAAAACCACCCAAAUGCCUAAAUAGUUGCUCUGGAUAAAUAUGAUGCCUUUAGACCUAAUGAGAAUCGUUUCGAAUGCAUAAUAGAAGAAAGAACCAAAGAAAAUAUAGGUGACACUCUCUCAAGGAUGGGAUUGCAAAGCGGAGACAUUUUAGUGGAUUUGUCAACGAACAUUGAUUUCUUAUCGAUUUGGCCAUUAUGCGCAGAGAAAAAGAUAAGAUACAUGAACACAGCCUUGGAACAAUGGGAAGACAGUGAGGAUGCCAAUUCUUGUCCUAAGAAUAGUGAGGAAGCAUACAAACUCUCAUUAGGAUACAUUAAGGACAAGGCCAAAUAAUCGAAGUAUUGGAAUCCAAGGAGUGGAGCUACAAGCAUUCUGGAGAUGGGAUUCAACCCUGGUGUAGUAUCACAUUGUGUAAAGAGAGGAUUAGAAGAUUGUGCCAAGUAUUACUUGAAGCAUGAUGAUUAAUUCAAAGAUGUGAACAAAUAAUUGUUGAAGAAAUAUUUGGAAGCUAGGAAUCAUUCUAAACUAGCCCAGGUGUUGGGUGUUCACACAAUACAUUGUUCAGAAUAUGAUAAUCAAAUGAUGAAGGAUAUUCCCAAAGAUAUUAAUAAUAAAUUUUACAAUACAUGGUCCUGCAGAGGAUUCUUGACUGAAGGACUCGUACCUAUCUAGGUGGCUAGAGGCAGUCACGAGGACCCCCAAAUUGAAUCCAUGUAUACAAUCAGAGAUGGAAAAACCAUUGUAUCUACCAAGCCUUCAGUACAGACAUUAGCCAAGAGUUGGCUUCCGAAUUAAGAUAUUACUGGGGUAUUGAUACCUCAUGGAGAGGCUUACAGUAUCCAAGACUAUUUGGCUGAUCCUGAAACUGGAUAUGCCCCAUCUUAAUAUUACGUUUACGAUUAUAAUCCUUUGGCCAAGAAAUUUAUAUCUGGUCUUCCAAAGAAUGCUGACAUCAACAAUACCCAUCCUGAAAUGGAAGUCAUUCACCCAAUCAACCACCCUACUUUGAGAGGAGUUGACAAGGUUGGUGCCAUGAUCAUCAUGAACAACAACCGAGGCUGGUGGACUGGCAGCAUUAUGGAUGAGGUCGAUAGUUCGAUGUUAUUCAAUGGAAGAUUUGGACCCACUGUUUUAUAAGUUGUGGGAGGAGUUUAUGCAGGAUUUUUAUGGAGUUGUAUCAAUCCAAAUGUUGGAUCAAAUUUCCCAGAGAGUAUUGACACUGAUUUCCUUUUGGGCAUUGGGUAACCAAUGAUGGGCAGAUUUGUUUCCGUUAAUGUGGAUUUGGCUAAGACAUCCAUCAAAGAUUGUCAUAAGUUGCAGAGCUUCAUUUGUAACAAGCAGUGAUUAUUUAAUAAUUAUUAUUCAAUUAUGAAUUAAUACCAUUAAACAA
Paramecium tetraurelia is the source of this 1543-nucleotide messenger RNA. RefSeq lists its product as uncharacterized. Lineage: Eukaryota; Ciliophora; Oligohymenophorea; Peniculida; Parameciidae. The record is from RefSeq and is a predicted model, not a curated record. The transcript is spliced from 4 exons.